This is a messenger RNA of Caretta caretta (loggerhead turtle), 958 nucleotides long. NCBI's taxonomy places the organism in Eukaryota, Metazoa, Chordata, Testudines, Cheloniidae. The record is from RefSeq and is a predicted model, not a curated record.
AUGCAGUUACCAGCUGAGGAAAGCCACCAGAAAACAAGAGAGGCAAACAGCGGCUCCGGAUCAGAGCCCCAGACAUGCCGCUUCUAUGAUGAGCUGCAUGCCAUUUUAGGGGGUUCAACCACCACUACCCCAGCCGUGUUGAUUGACUCCUUCAAUGGAGAUGGAGGCAACACGGAAUCAGGUUUUGGGGACGAGGAAGAUGAUGAUGAUGAUGAUGAGGUUGUAGAUAGCUCACAGCAAGCAAGUGGAGAAACCGGUUUUCGCGACAGCCAGGAACUGUUUCUCACCCUGGACCUGGAGCCAGUACCCCCCAAACCCACCCAAGGAUGCCUCCCGUACCUGCCAGGCAGAGAAGGGACCUCCGCUGCAUGUGUUUCAAGGAUCACAGGAUCUUCUCCUUCCCAGAGACUAGUGAAGAUUAGAAGGCGAAAAAAACGCACUUGUGAUGAAAUGUUCUCUGAGCUCCUGCUGUCCUCCCACACUGACAAAGCACAGACGAAUGCGUGGAGGCAGACAAUGUCAGAGUGCAGAAAAGCACAAAAUGACCGGGAGGAGAGGUGGCGGGCUGAGGAGAGGGCUGAAGCUGAAAGGUGGUGGCAGCGUGAUGAGAGGAGGCAGGAUUCAGUGCUGAGGCUGCUGAGGAUCAAACCAAUAUGCUCCAGCGUAUGGUUGAGCUGCAGGAAAGGCAGCAGGAGCACAGACCGCUGCUACAGCCCUUGUGUAACCAACCGCCCUCCUCCCCAAGUUCCAUAGCCUCCUCACCCAGACGCCCAAGAACGCAGUGGGGGGGGCUUCCGGCCACCCAGCCACUCCACACCAGAGGAUUGCCCAAGCAACAGAAGGCUGGCAUUCAAUAAGUUUUAAAGUUUUAAACUUUUAAAGUGCUGUGUGGCCUUGUCCUUCCCUCCUCCACCACCCCUCCCAGUGCUUCUCUCCUCCACCACCCCUCCCGGGCUAC